Messenger RNA from Bradysia coprophila, 1860 nucleotides. RefSeq names its product SET domain-containing protein SmydA-8-like. Lineage: Eukaryota; Metazoa; Arthropoda; Insecta; Diptera; Sciaridae. The record is from RefSeq and is a predicted model, not a curated record. Gene Ontology annotation, molecular function: protein binding.
UAACCAGAUAUGUUUGUAGUGCAGACAGAUUAGAACGUUCUGCGUUGUUACUAAUUACGAUCACAUACCAAUUUACAAAAUCGAAUAAUGCCGGAUUAUUUUGAAGUAAAACAAAGUUCUGAGUUUGGCCGUUAUACCACGGCGACUAAAAAUAUAUUGGCUGGUGACAUAAUAUUUGAAGAAUAUCCGUUUGUUGUGGGUCCGAAGGCGAAUGUGCCACCGGUUUGUUUGGUUUGUUGUUAUACAGUCGAUGGUAGUGAAAAUGGACCACGGUGUCCGAAAUGUCGUUGGCCAUUGUGUGGAAAUUGUAUCGGUCAUGAGUAUCAUCUUGAGGAAUGUGACUUGUUCGUUCAAAAUCAUGUGAAAUUUGAAGAUUUCGAAAGUUACGAAGAACCAUGUCUGCAAUUGGAUUGCAUUACACCGUUGCGACUUCUUCUAGCAAAGGAUUCCGAUCCAAAACGUUGGGAUGAAGAAGUUUCUAUAAUGGAACAUCAUGAGAUGAACCGUCGCAACACAGAUCAAUGGAAAAUGGAUCAUAGGAAUGUCGUUGAAUUUUUGCAUGGUCCUUGUAAACUGAACGAUCGCUUUACGGAGGAUUUGAUACAGCAAGCAUGCGGAAUAUUACAAGUAAAUGCUUUCGAAGGGCGAACUUCAUUCGCAGCCGGCUGCAAUUUACAAUGUUUAUUUCCCAAAUCUGCUAUCACAGCUCAUUCAUGCGUUCCCAAUGUCAACCAUUCUAUUUAUCCCAGUGAUCAGUUCAAAAUUACGGUCAGAGCCACAAUCGACAUUAAAAAAGGGGAGACGCUGUACACAACUUAUACUAAUUUGAUGGUGGGGACGGAACAACGUCAGGACCAUUUAAAGAGUGGAAAAUAUUUUACGUGCCAUUGUACUCGUUGUGAAGAUCCAACAGAGUUAGGAACACAUUUCAGAACGUUCAAAUGUAACAAAUGCGAACUCGGACUAAUUUUGUCCGACGAUCCAUACGAUGAUAGCAGCAAAUGGAAAUGUUCACAUUGUGAGUUUGCUACGCCAGCCACGUCAAUAAGGAAGGUGUUGUCAGUAAUUCAAGCUGAAACUGACGCUCUACAAAGCAUCGAAUUCGGACCGGAACGCCUAGAAAAAUGUGAAUACGUUUUUCGAAAAUACCGUGGUGUCUUCCAUCCAUCCCAUUAUCUGUUGACGGAACUACGACAAAACCUAAUUGAGUUGUAUGGGCGUGUUGAAGGAUAUGAAUUGCAAGAUUUGACCGAUAAUCUACUCGAGCAUAAAAUGAGCAUGUGUCGAUCCGUAUUGAAUGUUCUAAAUGUUUUAUAUCCAGGAAAGACACGAACUCGUGCAAUGUUACUGUAUGAUUUGCAUGCUCCAAUUGUGCUAUCAGCAAAAAUAUCGUAUGCAACGGGUCUGAUUCAAGAUGACGAACUGAAACGUAAAUUACAAGAAGCUAUAUCCAUGCUGGAAGAGAGUACCAAUAUAUUAGAGUGGGAAGAUGCGGACAGUGUUGAGUAUAAUGUUGCUCAAAUUGGAAAACAGUCUCUGCUGCAAUUAAAAGAGAGCGUCAAGUCAAUUUAAAAUGAAAACUAGGUACUUCUAACAAUUGCGAAAACUUUUGCUAGCGCUGAAGCAUUAAUUGAUUUUGAUUUAAUUCUUCAUUUGCCUUAUAAAUACGAAUAUAUUCAGCACGUCACACACCUCCAACGGUACUAUUGUUACACUAAUAACAUUAAAAUGUUUGUACAUGAUAUUGUAAAUAGAAUUUGAGAUUUGUUCUUUGUUUCAUUCAUCAUUUGUUUCAACUACACAGGUACAAGUAUUGUGUAGCAGGUUGGGGAAGUAGUAAACUUAUCGAUGAGUCAGAGG